UCCGGUGAAGAGUAUGUUGAUGGGUUGUGGUUUAGCGGUGAGUGUGUAGUUAACCCGGUGUAAAGUGUACAGAUUAACGCGCUGUGUGUUUAAUAUUAUGAGUUUUAAUAACAUGGCGGAUCCGCGGAGACACAACAAGAUCUUCCGCUACAAGCCCCCCAGCAGUGACUCUAAUCCCACUCUGGAAGAUCCGACUCCUGACUACAUGAACCUCCUGGGUAUGAUCUUCAGUAUGUGUGGACUCAUGCUCAAGUUGAAGUGGUGUGCGUGGAUCGCAGUGUACUGCUCCUUUAUCAGUUUCGCAAACUCUCGCAGCUCAGAGGACACCAAACAAAUGAUGAGCAGCUUCAUGCUCUCUAUAUCAGCGGUAGUGAUGUCAUAUCUGCAGAACCCUCAGCCCAUGUCACCGCCAUGGUAACCAAGGUCAUGACCCCCAGGGGUCAAGAGGAUCAACCACAAAUUCUGCUUCUGAUCAUUCAGCAAGCUCCUCUCUCUCUCUCCUGAUUGGCUGAGAGCUGAUCAUACUGUAGACGGUAUAAAUGACUGUGUGUGUGUGUGUGUGGGAACACUAUUAAUAUAAAAUAAAGAGGAGUUUUUAUGAA
Molecule: messenger RNA, 602 nt
Organism: Ictalurus punctatus (channel catfish)
Lineage: Eukaryota; Metazoa; Chordata; Actinopteri; Siluriformes; Ictaluridae
Gene: wdr83os
Product: WD repeat domain 83 opposite strand
Biological process (GO): protein insertion into ER membrane
Cellular component (GO): endoplasmic reticulum membrane
Molecular function (GO): protein folding chaperone
Source: RefSeq, marked provisional